UGUGUUAGUUUGUCGCAAUAAGUGUGAAUCAUCAAUGCUAUAAACGAAUAGCAUAUAAGUAGACCAGAGAUAAAAAAGCCACACAUAUAACAUUUUUGCAAAGAGCGCUGAUGUAAACGUGACACGAUAUGAACCUCAGUACCUGAAAAACUGUUGAAUUUGUGACCCUCAUUUUGUGAAGGAAAAAUCUACAUGAGUUGAUACAUUCCCAGGAACUUUCAAGGAAGUGAAAAUUCCUUCGAUAAAGCUCCCUUCCACGGCUCCAUUGACACCUCCCAAAAGAAGCGGUUUGGUGUAUAUAUAUAUUAUCAUCGUACUGGGAACAAUGCGCGGCGUUGGAGCAAUAAGUAAUAUGGUGAUGGUUGUGAGUUUGGUCACACUUUUGGUAGGAAUAUUAUGGGUGUUGGAACUGUACGUCCUCCCUUGGUGAAUAAUAAGGUCUCAGAGAAAACGUUAAAGAUUGCAGGGGUAACUGUGACUAUUCGGCAAAACCCUAUAAGCAAUUAUAUUUUCAUCAACAGGACAUUAUCGCCAGAACUCUUUAAUCAACAGAUUAUAUUAUUUUGAAAAUCGAUCAUGAAAGUUCCUAAUAACGAUUUGCUGAACCUAAUAAGUGUUUUGGUGGUGAUUCUGGCUAUUUUAUAUGCCCUGGAGUCCUUGAUUUUGCCAUGGUGAGACGCGCGAGUGGGAACGUCGUAGGAAGAAACGAUGGCCAGUAUAUUUCCGACGAGUAAAGCCAACAGAGAGGGAAAAAUGGAAGCUGGCGGAACCACACACGUGAAACAGCGUGAACACCAGGCGCGGACUGCCACUUAUACAGGAUACAAUCUGCGCGGGAUGCCCAUCGAGCAGCUGAGGAGG
This is a messenger RNA of Penaeus monodon (black tiger shrimp), 861 nucleotides long. RefSeq lists its product as uncharacterized. Lineage: Eukaryota; Metazoa; Arthropoda; Malacostraca; Decapoda; Penaeidae. The record is from RefSeq and is a predicted model, not a curated record.